CUCACUUUUAGAUCCAACUAAAAAAACCAAAUUCUGAAAUCCAAAAUACACCAAAAACAAGGCGGGAACCACGGCUCUGAAAUUUUUUCGAACCACGCGCUUCCGCUUCAAAAUUUCCCAAAACACCAAACUCACCGCAAAAAAUUUUCAAAACGAAAACCCGCUUAUGCUUUCUUUCUUAAACCCUUUUAUUUUCCCUAUUUUCUCAUUCUUCCAUUCCCUUCUAGAAGUUCUCCAUGGCCGACCAAGAUAACUCCACGCGCCGCCCUCAACGUGAAGCGAAGAAAAGAGCAGUAGCUGCACUGUGUGAACAGCGGAAACGAAAGCGCGUCGCUCUCGGUGACAUAACCAACGACGUCGUUUCAGAAACUGAGAAACUUGUUUCAGAUUCUCACAGUCAUACUCAGAAGAAAAAGAAGAGAAACAUCGCUAAAUCUCCGGUGCCGGAGAAAUUGGAAGAUCCUCAGUUAUGUGAACCCUAUGUUUCUGAUAUUCACGACUACCUUCGUAAUUUGGAGGUUGAUCCUAGUAAAAGGCCUUUACCUGAUUAUAUACAGAAAGUUCAGAGGGAUAUUAAUGCGAAUAUGAGGGGUGUUCUUGUGGAUUGGUUAGUUGAAGUUGCUGAAGAGUACAAACUUGUUGCUGAUACGCUUUAUUUCUCUGUUUCUUACAUAGAUAGGUUUCUGUCUUUGAAUGAUUUAAGUAGACAGAAGUUGCAACUGCUUGGUGUUUCUUCGAUGUUGAUUGCUUCUAGAAAAUAUGAGGAGAUUAAGCCACCGGAAGUGGAGGAUUUUUGUUACAUUACUGAUAAUACGUACUCUAAGGAAGAGGUUUUGAGUAUGGAGGCUGAAAUUUUGAAGACUUUGAAAUUUGAAUUGGGUGGUCCUACAAUAAAGACAUUUCUAAGGAGAUUCAUCACUAAAGUUGGUCAAGAGGGGGUUGAUGCUUCUGAGUUGCAGUUUGAGUUCCUUUGCUGUUAUCUUGCUGAGCUCAGUUUGUUGGAUUAUAAUUGUGUAAAGUUUUUGCCUUCUAUGGUGGCUGCAUCAGUUGUAUUUCUAGCACGUUUCAUGCUAAACCCAAAGAGUCGACCUUGGAACUCAGCCAUCUGUCAAUUCACCAGUUAUAAACCUGCUGAUUUGAAGGAAUGUGUUCUAAACAUGCAUGACUUGUACCUUGGGAGGAAAGGGGCCACUUUGCAAGCUGUGAGAGACAAAUACAAACAACAUAAGUUCAAAUGUGUGGCAACAACACCCUCUCCUCCAGAGAUAUCUCUUUCUUUCUUUGAAUUUAGAGGAGCAGAUCCUUAGGCAAUUGCGUCUUGAUUUUUCUUGUUAUGGCACUUCUGUUUCAACAAUCGGCAGAGGCAUGUGCAAAAAGGCCUCCUGAUGUGAAGAUUGAGGUGAUAUGCUGAUGCUGAUUUAGGGGCUGCCAUGAACUACUUUGGCAUUUAAUGUAUCAAUUGCUAAUUUGAUGGGUUUUGCCAUGAAAUAUAAUUCCCAUUAGUUUUAAAUUAGGUUUUCUUUUUAAUAGUUUAGGGAUCUUUUGCAAAAAUUAGUUCAAGGAGUUUUUAUUUUUUCAUGUAUAGAAAACUGGUAUAGGUUUUCAUUGCAAAUUUUCCAUUGUAAGAUGUCCUAGCACUGAUUUGCAGAAAUCAAAUUAUCUUAAAAAAAUGUUGAAUUGGUGACACUA
Messenger RNA from Lathyrus oleraceus (garden pea), 1689 nucleotides. Its product is annotated as cyclin-A3-4. Gene Ontology annotation, molecular function: cyclin-dependent protein serine/threonine kinase regulator activity. The record is from RefSeq and is a predicted model, not a curated record. The transcript is spliced from 8 exons. The coding region runs from base 237 to 1307 and encodes 356 amino acids. Gene Ontology annotation, biological process: mitotic cell cycle phase transition. Lineage: Eukaryota; Viridiplantae; Streptophyta; Magnoliopsida; Fabales; Fabaceae.